AUAUUGCUCCCGUCAUCGAUUGAAACACUUUCAGAACAACCUUUCGAAAAGUUAAGACGUUACUCAGAAGUUAGAUCUUCCUUAUGAAUAAAUUAUGAAGGUUCGUGUAAAAUGAAACAACAAUACGAAUUCGGAGUAUCCCCAGAGUUAUGUGAUGUUGAAGUUGCGCCUGCAAGGAUAAUCUCGUUAAAGCCGGCACUUACCGACGAACCGAACCUGCAGAGGCAAUAAAAAUCCCCAUUAAAUUUUACGACCCAGGCUCGUAAACGUAGACGUGCUUUCGACGAACAGUACGCGUUCCAACUUCGGACGGUUCGAUGGGAUCCGACAUUUGACGAUCUUUGCCGGCUGCAUAAAAGAAAUAACAGUUUGCCCCUGGACGUUUACGUUGGUUGGUGGUGGUUCGCGAGUGAGGAGUAGGCUACGAAAUGGCGCAGAGGGAUUUCAUAUGGUGGAACGACGAGAGGAUAUUACACUUGAUCGAAUUGUACAGAAGGAAACCCGUGAUAUGGGAUCCUAAACACGAGGACUAUUAUAAGAAAAAUUUGAAACUGGACGCUUGGGAGGACAUAGGUAGAGCUUUAGGUAUAUCGGGAGACGACUGUAAGAAUAAGAUGGUGAAUGUUUUAUCAUCGUGGAGAAGGGAGAGGGGGAAAGAGAACAAGAAAACAGAUGAAGUUUAUAAGAGUCAUUGGUUCGCUUAUAACGCUCUUCGGUUUUUAAAAGACAGGGAAAUGCCAAGGAAAGGAUUGUGCAAGAGUGUUACUUUGUGGAGUUUGUGGAUGAUGCAGACGAAGUAAGUUGGAAUUAAGAGUCGCGAAGAUAGAAUAUGAUUCAGCUUUGUUUGAAGAUCGACCACAAUAGAGGUGAAGGUACUGUGGGAUACCAACAAGGAAACACCCCCUUCCAUAACUGGACUUACCCCUGGAUUGCAAGAAAAAGAAGAAAGAAAGCUAAUGUGAAUUUCAUUAUAGAAUUUUUUUUUGUUAACUAGUUUGUUCAUAGAAAAACAAUAAAAAUAAGAAA
Molecule: messenger RNA, 1026 nt
Organism: Coccinella septempunctata (seven-spotted ladybird)
Lineage: Eukaryota; Metazoa; Arthropoda; Insecta; Coleoptera; Coccinellidae
Exons: 3
Coding region: 429-800 (123 amino acids)
Source: RefSeq, a predicted model, not a curated record